AAAUUAUUACGAUGAAAUUAAUGAAACCCAGUGCUUUAAGCUUGGCUUAGUAUUUUAAAAAGUUGCCUUUACUUGCAUUUACAAGUAAUUGAGGCUAAAAAGCCAGUCAACCUGUGUCGCCUCCACCUCUAGAAUUUUUUGAGCUUAAAAAUGAACGUUUGACUUGGCUCGUAUUUACAUUGUGUGUUCUAUUGCCGCUUCUAUUUAUUUAAUUAGUGUUUUUCGUGUUGCUUUGGCGUCAAAUUUAUCUUCAUUAAAUAUGCAUACAAUUUCACGUUUCAGUGGUUUUACGAAUUGUUUUUAAUAGUGGAGUGAAUAAACAAGGAAAUAAUAACUUUAACCUGUAAUUAGUAAUGUGCGGUUAUCGAUGGCAAUAAACAAUGGCAUUUUUGUAUAAAAUACGGACAACUCAAGGUCUGCGGGCGAACGAAAUUGGAGCAUUUAGAUGCAGUUGAAAUUUUCCCACAAAUGGGUCGGGUGCAUUUGGAGACCGAAGAGAACGGUUGAGCAGUCGAGAUAAUAAGUUUCGUUUACUCAGGUUUUAUGACUUCCAAGCUCAAGAAGGCAAAUAAUUAUGUUUUGUUCGUUUGUUUAAUAAUUUUACGAUGAUUGUUUGGUCGGGUUUAAAAAUGAAUCGUCCGGAAAUUCCUCACGGCGGUCAUUGCGUCAGCCAGAACCAUCCCGACUUUCUACACAUUGGGGAAAUUCAAAAACUGAUAUAUUUGCACAGGUUUCCUACCGGUUGUUACGCAAUUUGUUAUUAAAAAGAGAAAUGUUGCUGAUUAGUUGCUGUGCAGAAUUACAAUGGAUCGGUUGUGUGCCGAGUUUUGAUUCUUCAUUUGCAGAUUUUCGGGUAGACAAUGAUAGAAACAUGGAAGAAAAACUGUUCUUUGAAACAACUAUCGCUCGAACACGACGAGCCAAUCACAUUUGUUGUUUCCCAAUGGCAAAGAGAGCCAAAGCCCAGCGUUGUGUAUCUGGUCUAUCGCUGGAUCGUCGCGCUUUUCUUCUUCAUCACUUUCGUGCUCUCCAUUUGGGACUUUAAGCACCCCGACGCGGAUUCUUCCUUCAAAGCCAAAUGGUUGAUUUACUUGACAAAUUGGGGUUACACCACUUGCACGUUACAAUCUCUGAUAAGUGCUAUCAUCCUGUCAAUUUGCGUGUUGGCGCCUCGCUUGCGAAGCCGUCCCAACCUGCAAUCUUCAACCCUGAAAUUUUACAAGCUCUACUGGGUGUUGAACGUGAUUGCUACUGACAUCGCAUUUGGGAUAACUAUACUGUACUGGUCUUUAAUUUACGAUGAAAAAGUCAUGGACUUCGACGCGAUGAAUUUUUUUGUUCACGCUAAUAAUUCCGUGUUGAUGAUGAUAGAUCUGUUUGUUGUGGCGCAUCCGAUUCGGCUGCUUCACUGCUGCUACCCUGUCGUGUUUGGAAUAUGUUACGCAGUAUUUAGUGUCAUUUUUUACGCAGCAGGAGGCAUCAGCAGGGAGGGACAAGUUUAUAUCUACAACAUCCUAGACUGGCGAAAACCGGGAACUACGACAGUGAUUUGUCUCGCUGUCCUCGCGUUUAUUGUUAUUGUGCAUAUUUCUUGUUGGGGAUUGCAUAAAUUUAGAAUAUGGACGCAUUCAAAAUGUCUUCCGGAAGCUGGAGCCGACUGUAAUGGUCUCAACAAAGAAGAAAAAGACACGAAGGGAGCUUAUGUUAAUGAAGGAAUUGCAAACGACAUGGUCUAAGUCAUCUAGUGAUUAUCAGUUCCUCACAUACGUUAAAUGAGAAUAUAGCACUGCAUUAGAAACCUUACCUGAGAUAAUUAAUAUACGUAAGAUAUUUUGUACGUAAUGUAAUAGUUGAAAAUAAAUUGAUUUAUUGCGAA
Molecule: messenger RNA, 1876 nt
Organism: Tribolium castaneum (red flour beetle)
Lineage: Eukaryota; Metazoa; Arthropoda; Insecta; Coleoptera; Tenebrionidae
Product: protein rolling stone
Exons: 4
Coding region: 861-1736 (291 amino acids)
Cellular component (GO): membrane
Source: RefSeq, a predicted model, not a curated record